Molecule: messenger RNA, 702 nt
Organism: Ostreobium quekettii
Lineage: Eukaryota; Viridiplantae; Chlorophyta; Ulvophyceae; Bryopsidales; Ostreobiaceae
Source: the annotation of a GenBank genome assembly
AUGCCCACCAUGUUUUCCAGUCCAGAUUUUCGAUUUCUCCAUGAAGCUCCUCAGGUACAGCAACCAGUGGUGGAACGUUUGCUGCAGUCAGAGCCAAGUCUACAGAUCAAGCAGUACAUGAUUGAGCAAAGGAGGUGCCAUCAAUUGACAAAGCCUUCCUGUCUUCUUUGGCCUCUGACGACUGGGGCCUUCCUCUUCGAAUCAAUUUCAGUGUGGCUGGAAAACACUUUGCCAACGUUCAGUGCUGUCCAACACCGUCUGUGGCUUGAGCAUAUGAUGCAGAUCAUUGAGUCUCUCUGUUAUAGAGAAAGGCAACAACAGCAAUGCAUGCUCUGCAGAAGCCGCAGCAACGCUGGUCAACAUACACCAGAUAUCCGUACAGAUGAUCGGAAUGAGGCACUGCUUUGGCACUUCCCAGAAUUCUCCAUGCAUCCUAUGGGGAUGAUCGUCCUGGAGUUACUUGUACAGGGUGGGGUGAAGUCACAGUCACCCCCUGUUCUCCAUGCACAGCAACUGCACUGGGACGUAUCCCAAGUAGUGCUCUGUGCAGGGUGUCCUUUUCACAAACAGGUUGUGACUGACACACAGCAUAGGAUGACGGCCUCAGUGCAGGAAUGGGCGCCUUCCUCCACCGACAGGAACAGACUAACAGAUGCGCUCAUGGUCGAUGAAUCCCUCAUGCUGGGCCACUUCAGCCACUGA